GACGCACUAGUCGACAGAGCCUAGUAGCUGCUAGCUAGCUAGCGAGAUCGAUCGUAUCGCGAUCGAGGCCAUGGAGUUGGCGGCGGCGGCGGUAGGUGCAGUGGUCGUGGCACUGAUAAGCUUGUGCGCUGGAGCUGCAAAAGCGCAGCUACAGGUAGGGUUCUACGACCAGUCGUGCCCCCAGGCCGAAGUGAUCGUGAGAGACGAGGUGGGCAAGGCCGUGAGCGCCAACCCUGGCCUCGCCGCCGGCCUUGUCCGGAUGCACUUCCAUGACUGCUUCGUCAAGGGAUGUGACGCGUCGGUUUUGCUGGACUCGGCGGCGAACAGCACGACGGCGGCGGAGAAGGACGCGCCGCCGAACAAGAGCCUGAGAGGGUUCGAGGUGGUGGACAGCGCCAAGCAGCGGCUGGAGAGCGCGUGCAAGGGGGUGGUCUCCUGCGCCGACGUCCUCGCCUUCGCCGCCAGAGACAGCGUCGUGCUGACCGGCGGCAGCCCGUACCGAGUUCCGGCCGGGAGGAGGGACGGCAACACCUCCGUCGCGUCCGACGCGAUGGCGAGCCUGCCCCCUCCCACGGCAGAUGUGCCCACUCUCACACGCAUGUUUGCCAAGUAUGGGCUUUCCCAGGAAGAGAUGGUCACCCUUUCAGGAGCGCACACGAUCGGGGUGACGCACUGCAGCUCGUUCAGCUCGAGGCUGUACGGGUACAACUCGAGCACGGGGCAGGACCCUGCGCUGAACGCGGCAAUGGCGUCGCGGCUGGCGCGGGUGUGCCCGCAGGGGAGCGGGAACACGGUGGCCAUGGACGACGGCAGCGAGAACACGUUCGACACCAGCUACUACCAGAACCUCCUGGCCGGCCGCGGCGUCCUCGCCUCCGACCAGACCCUCACCGCCGACAACGCCACCGCCGCGCUCGUCGCGCAGAACGCAUACAACAUGUACCUGUUCGCCACCAGGUUUGGCCAGGCCAUGGUCAAAAUGGGGGCCAUCCAGGUGCUCACCGGCAGCAACGGCCAGAUCCGCACGAACUGCAGGGUUGCCAACUGAAACUAAGCUGAUUAAAAAGCAGCAUUUUUGAAGCAUCUUCUUGUUCCCAUCAGAGUUCUUGUUCUUCUUUUGCUUCUAUGCACCUCUUGUCAGAUGGCAAAAGUUCAAUGAAAUUACACAUUAGUUUUGAA
Oryza brachyantha (malo sina) is the source of this 1179-nucleotide messenger RNA. RefSeq names its product peroxidase 5-like. Gene Ontology annotation, cellular component: plant-type cell wall; plasmodesma. The coding region runs from base 71 to 1048 and encodes 325 amino acids. Gene Ontology annotation, biological process: response to oxidative stress; hydrogen peroxide catabolic process. Gene Ontology annotation, molecular function: heme binding; peroxidase activity. The record is from RefSeq and is a predicted model, not a curated record. NCBI's taxonomy places the organism in Eukaryota, Viridiplantae, Streptophyta, Magnoliopsida, Poales, Poaceae. The transcript has 4 exons.